Molecule: messenger RNA, 9420 nt
Organism: Rhipicephalus microplus (southern cattle tick)
Lineage: Eukaryota; Metazoa; Arthropoda; Arachnida; Ixodida; Ixodidae
Gene: Mgtor
Product: nuclear basket protein megator
Biological process (GO): protein import into nucleus; mRNA export from nucleus; regulation of mitotic spindle assembly
Cellular component (GO): nuclear pore
Molecular function (GO): structural constituent of nuclear pore
Source: RefSeq, a predicted model, not a curated record
UUGUCUGGGCACAUGGCGGGUGUUUUUCGCCGUUAAUCGUUUGAAGUCGUGCCGGCAUUGCAGUCGUCGGCGUCAUGUUGACAGAUAUUCUGGACGUGGAGGAAAUAGAGCUCCUCGCCGAAGCCAGCAGGGCGAAGCUCGAGAGCUAUGUCUCCUUGAACGCAAAGACUACCGAGGAACUGCGUGAGGAAAACGCACAACUCAAGGCGCGAUGCGAGCGCAGCUCGUUCCAGCUUGAAGCAGCCCUCUCUGAGCACAGAGCGCAGAUCACUGCACUCGAAGAUGCCUGUGAGAGGGCCAAGCAGCAGGCAGCACAGCUCGCAUCUGAGCUGGGCACCUGCCAAGUUGAAUUGGAAGGGGCUAAGGCGGCCACUGCGGCCUCCAGGGCUGACCUGGAACUUAGCAAGAGGAACCUGGAGCAGCUCGCUAAGGAGAAGCUGGAAUUGCUGCAGGCCAUGGAGAAGCGAACACAGGAGCUCUCCUCUCUCAAUGAACAAGCAGAGUCCCUUAAAUCCGAGCUGAGCAGCAGCCAGCAGCAGCAGCGCGAGGAGGCGGUGCGCCUCGAGGAGCUUCAGCUACAGCUGCUCAGUGCGCAGCAUGCGGAGAAGCGUCUUCAGCAGGAAAGGGAGCUGAUUCAGGCCCAGCUCGAAGAACUGCGAGAGGAAGCCUCUGCACACAGACAGGAGGCAGCCCAACUGCGCCGCAGCAAGGCGGGCCUCACCCUUGACCUCCAAACGCAGUUGGACCACCAGAAAGAGCAGGUGAACUCCCUAACCAGGCAGCUGGAAACCUGGCGUUCGACUGUGGCUGAGAUGGAGGAGAGGUCAAGGUCGACGGCCGCACUUCUGGACGAGGCUCGGGAGGCCAAAGCCAGCCUGGAAAUGCACUUCCAGACUGAGCUACAGGCGCAGCGAAGGCUAGUCGACAUGCACAAGGAGCUGUCCGAGAAUCGACGUCAGCGCAUUGAUGAGCUGGUGGCCACGCUAGAGGAGAUGCAGGCACUGCUGCUGGAAACGCGGGUGGCAGCCGAACGAUCACAGGAGGCCUUGAAGGAGUGCCAGGCUAGUCACGAAGAGGAGCUAGCCAAGAAGGAAGCCAACAUCGAAUCACUGCGCAAGGAGCUGCAUCUGGCCAACUGUCUGCUCGAGGGUAAAGGCAGCAUUGUGGAGAAGCUGUUCCCUGCCGCACAUGUGUCUGGCCUGGCGCGGGACUCUGGACUGAGCCUGACUGAGCUGCUGUCAGAACGGCUGGAGCAACAGCGAGCGCUGGCACAGGCCAUCAGCGAGAAAGAUGUGCUGCAGCAGCAGCUUAAUGCCCUCUCCCAGGAGUUGGCCGAUAAAGUCCCCAUCGUGGCACGUCACAUGAAGGAGUACGAAAGAGCGGUGUGCUCUGUGGCGACAUUGAGGGAGCAGCUGACAGGUGCCCUGGUUGAGCAAGAGCAGCGAGCACAUGAACGAGAUGAGGCAAGAGCAGCUCUUGCGUACACGCAGCGCGAGCUUCACCGGUGGCAGCAGCAAGCCAAAGACCUUUCCCGACAGGUGUGUCUGCUCGUACAAGAGGUGGAGGAUGCACGCAGUGGUGGCGUUGCUGGGUUGCAGGAGGAAGUCAGCUCUUCCAAUGAGGAUGCCUCUCCUCCACUCACUGCCUCUGAAGUCAUCUCUAAGCAUCUUGUCACGUUCAGGAACAUUGAGGAGCUGCAGCAAAAGAAUGCAGAGUUGCUAGCUGUGGUGCGAGAGCUGAGUGAGAAACAGGAGGAAGAAGAAAAGAAGGCGGCUGAGGAGAGGAAUUGUGAGAUGCGAGAGAAGCUGGAAGCUGUGAUGGCCCAACUGCAGGAGCUGGAGCAGGAGCGCAACCGCCAGAUGGCACUGGUGGCCUCGACGGCUCGUCAGCGCGACAUGUACCGUGCCCUCCUCACCAGCAGCAGCCGAAAGGACACCGAGCUGCCCACACCAAUGGACGAUGAAAGUGUGUUAGAUCCGCACACCAUAUCGAUGCCGGCUGUGAAGCACACGCCUGAGAGGUUGCCCGGCACCAAGGUGGUGCCACAGGACUCCAAAGCUGCCCUGGGCGAACUCCAGAAAGAGUUUGACACCUACAAAAAGGAAAUGGCAGAGAACCACAGGAUGGUGACGGAGCAGUUGUCGGCCGCCCGGGAAGAGAGCCUGCAGCUGCGACUGGAUGUGGCUCGGAAGGAGGCUGAACUGAAGCACGUGAAGGAGCGGCUGAAGCUAGCACAGGACAGUCUCGAGCCACUAAGGCAGGAGGCUACAACACUGCGUGAGCGCUCGCACCACCUGGGCGACACCCUUGUGCAACACCAGCAGGCACUGACAACCCUCAGACAGGAGCUCUCGUCAGCGCAGGAAGCAGCGUCUCGCGCAGAGGUGCUUCUCGAGAGUGCACGGGCUGAGCGUGACCAGCUACGUGAAACAAACAUGCGCCUGGAGCGUGACCUGGCGGCGCUGCGUCAGGAGAAAGGGUCCCAGGCACGCAUCCUUUCCAACCUGCAGACACUGCAGAUCAACUUGGAGCGCAUGGAUUAUGAGCGCAACGCUGCUGACCAGGCCAAGAUGUCCCAACUGGAGCUCCGGUGCGAGUCACUGCAACGACAGCUGGAGGCACAGGCGGAGCAGCAGACUUCGCUGGCUGCAGCCUGGGAGCGGCAGAUCCGAGAGGCCCAGGAGCGUGCCGCAGCGGAGGCGGAGCGUUCACGCAAGUCCACAGAUGAGCUGGUCGAUGCUUACGCGCAGCUCCAUCAAGCUCGACAAGAACUCUCUGAGAAGCAGUCACAUCAGGCACGCAGUGAAGAUGCGGCCGAGUCUGCACAAGUGAGCUCUCUGAGGAGUCUACUAACCAAGACUCAAGAGAAGGUCAAAGAGCUCCAGGCCGAGCUGCAAGCAGUAAGGCAGCACGCAGAGUCCCUGCAAGCGGUGUGCUCUCAGGCUGAAGCACGUCUCUCCGAGCAGGACACCCUUAGCAGUCACGUUCAAGAGGCCUUAGAACAGGCACAGCAAGCUAAGAGUGAACUUGAGGACAGAGUGGCCCGGUUGGAGCAGCAGUGUCACAAGCUGGCCAAUGAGAAGGUGCAUCUGCUUGAGGAAAGCAAGACCAAGGUUGAAGAUCUGGAAAAAGAACUUGCGGCCACACGGAGCGAGCUGGCGGAAGCACAGAGUAUGGUUGCCGACCGAGCUCGGAGGGACGCCGAGCACGUGCUCGACCAAGACGUGCAACUCUCGCUCGCCAAGCAGGCUCAGGAGAAGUACGAGCGGGAAGUCUUGCUUCAUGCGGCUGACAUUGAAGCCCUCUCGGCAAUGAGGGCAGAGCUGGACCAUGUGCGACAGGAGGUCUCCCAGCUCGAGCAGCAAGCCAAGGGUGCCGAGGAGACGCUGACUGCAGCCCGUGAAUCUUGGUCCCAGCAGGAACAGCAGCUCUGCACCGAGAAGGACGCUCUCGCCAAGCGAGUGGAAGAACUGUCGCACCAGAACUCCCUGCUUCACCAACAGAUGGAAAUGUUGAGCUCGCAGGUGGCCGUGUUGCAGCAGAAGACGUGGCCCGAUGCACCGGUUGCCGAUAGCGCAGCGGCCACGGUUAGUGGUGACCGCAGCAUGGAACAGCUGCGCGAGGUGGUGAACUUUCUGCGUCGCGAGAAAGAGCUGGUGGCGGUGCGAGCCGAAGCGGCCGAGGCCGAGUGCGCGCGACUCACUGUCCAGUUAGAGCAUCGGUCGGCCAGUCUCCGGCAAGCACAGCAGGAACUGCGCACCGAGCACGAGCGAGCACUGGCCCGUGCCACGAGUGACGCACAGCAUGCGGAGCUCCUUCGCAAGGUCGAGAUGGUGCAGCUGCUGACGGAGAGCAACCGUGCGCUGCGAGACGAGCGCACGGAGUUGGUGGACAGCAAGCAGCAGUUGGAGGAGCGGUGCGCACAGCUCGAGAGGGAGCUGGGACCCCUCCGCGACGAGGUACGCACCCGUGUCGCCCAGGCAGAGGCCCUGCAAGCGGACGUGGGAUUCCUGCGGACAGAGGUGCAGCGCUGGCAACAGCGCACUAACCAGCUGCUUGAGCAGUCGAGUCGCACCGAUCCCGAGGCGUUCCGAAAACUCGCGGAGGAAAACACCAACCUGAAGAGGGAGGCGCACAAUCGUGGCGAGGAGCUGGUUGCUGUCAAGCGGCAGUUGGCGACAUACCGGGAUGAGGUGGCGGACUACAAGCAGCGUCUCAACGCAGCGACGGAGGAGGCCAAGGCAGUACACUCUGAGCUGUCGUCGCAAAUCGCUGCACUGCAGAGGGACACUCAAAAGGAGCUCCAGGCCGUCCGCGCAGAAGCAGACCUGCUGAAGGCCGAGGCUGAGAAGGCAGCCACAGAGCUUCAAUCACUCCGUGUGGACAAGGAGGAAAAGCUGAAGACAAUCGUUCAGGUGAAGAAGAUAGCGCGCCACUACCGCAGCCAGUUUGAGGAGUUCAAGUCCUCCAAGGAGGCCCUGGAGAAGCGCUGCUCCGAGCUGGAAGAAGCGCAAGCGAAGGCGGAGACCGCAGGGGCGCAGGCACGCUCCGAUCUAGACGCCAGCUUGCGACAGCUGCAGGAGCGCCAGACCAGCCUCACACAGGAGCUGGACCGGGCCAAGGCCGAAAGUGUGCAGCUUGCCGCCGAGAAGGAGCAGGCGAACAGUGCGGCCAGUCAGGCGAAGGGACUCAUCGUGCAGGCACGCAAGCGCAUCGCCGACUUCAACACCAAAAAUGAAGCCCUGACCAAGGAGAACCAGACCCUGAAGCAGAACCUCGAGGGUCUCAACCAGCGCAUCGCCUCCAUGGAGCAGCUAAAACAAGAGAGUGCGUUGCGGGAGAGCAGCCUGCGGUCGCAGUUUGAGGGUCGGCUGCUGCGCCAGGAGAAGGAGAUGCGCGACACACGUGAGGCCCUCGACAGGGCUCAGCGACAGGUGGAUGAACUCACCCAAAAGCUCAAUCAACAGCAGCAGAAGCAGACUAAACCUACCAUGGUAACUGCACCUGUGGAGAGGACAAGCGGCCAUGGGAGCGGCACACCCACUGAGCCGGUCACGGCCAACGUGCGGCCGCUGACGCCGCCAGCACAGAGCGCAGCCGUGCUGCAGCGCCCGGGACCCUGCGGGGCACGGCUUACCCCUACUGCUAGCAUCCGGCCCAUUACCCAGGCGGCCCGCCUCGCCACUGUGGCACCGACUGCAGCGGCUCCACCUCCUGAGGCGGAAGUACAGAGUCCAGCAGUAUCGACAGCGCCAACUCUGGCAACUGCUGCUGCAGCGCCCACUACUACGGCAACCUCUACGUCGGUGUCGACUGCGAUGUCCUCAGCGGUGUCUGUGUCAGUCGCUGUUGCAAUGGCUUCCGCACCUGUUGUGCAGCAAGCAGAGGCGCAGCCAGCGACUGGUGUCGUAGCACCCGUACAGGAGGCGAGCUCAGCAACACCCGUUGUCUCAUUGCUCGAGACAGACUCUGGCGUAGAACUUGUGGUGCCAACCAGCACGGUGUCAGUCACCGUCACACCGUCGGCACAACCAGCCGAGCCCAGCACUGUGGCUGCGCCAGAUGAGGGUCCAUCUUCGGUCUCUGGAGCAGCCGGGGCACUCAAGCGGCCUCGGGAUGUGGACCAGGAGCCGUCUAGUUCGGAUACGCAAAGCAGCCUGGGUUCAACCGCACACCGAUCUGAGUCUCCGCUCUCCAAAAAGCUCAAACCAUCCAUGAGCACAGCCGAGGUCAUCUGCACUCAGGAGGCAUCCCCAUUGGUUGAGCCAAUUGAGGAAGGUGUGUCUAGUUCUCUCACUGGAACCAGUGCAGAAGAGCCACAGCAGUCCAGUGCCGCGGAUGAUGUCAUUGUCGUCGAAAGCGAUGAUGAGGUGAUCGAAGAGGAGCUGCCAAAGACUGAACAGUUGGAGGGGGCCGAGUCUGGCAUGGAGGACGACUACGAGGAUGAAGAGAUGAAUGUCACGUGUGGUGCAAGUCGCGGCCCUGGAGAAUCGGAUGUGCCGGAGGAGGACAUGGCAGAGCCAGAGUCGCUGGACGACACCGAGCGGGAAGUGGACGAUGGAAACGAGAUCGAGAUCGUAGACCUCGGCGAUGAUGCGGGUGAGGACAACGAAAUGGAAGAGCCGCUGGCCGAGGAAGAAGACGUGCAGCCGUGCUCGGCUGUCGAGGCGGAGGAAGAACUCCAGCCGGCCACCAAUCCUUCCUCAGCUGUGGAGGUACCACCCUCUCUGCUGGUAGCACCCGUACUGCUGCAGCAGCCGCAACACCGGCCCUCCCUGCUGCCCCGCGUUCGCAAUGAACGUCUGCCAUCGAGUCAAAGUGCCGCAGGCUUCGAAGAAGGAGACGACAGCAUUGUGCCUAGCACACCAACUCUCUUUGUGCCUCGAAGGACAGACGGCUUUGCCGAAGCUGUUGGCUCUCCUCAUGUGCCCCAUGGAGGCUUCGUGUUUGGCACUGCAUCUGAAGGUUCUUCGGCACCCGAGCCAUCCGGUCUGUCACAACUUGCAUCUCAGGAAGGUGUGGGAGUUGAUGACACUCGAAUGGACCUGUCCCACUUUGAGGAAGGUGGUGGCCGCAGCGUGCCCUCAACACCGCUGCAGAUGUCUCCACCUGAAUCGCGAGACGCUUCGCUGUUCCAAGGCGAGGCCACUGUGAUCGAGGAAGCCGCCCAGGAGGGGGAGGAGGAUGAACGCAGCCCGUCGACUGUGCUGGUCACAGAGGUUCCAGAGUCCACCGAAGGGCCUUCGUCUGCCAACACCUUGCCACCGAUUGUGGAGGAACCUGCAGAGCCGCAAGAGUCGCCGUCAAAAGAUCUGGCAAUUGUUUCACCACCCGCCCCACCACCACCCACUAUUGUCAUCUCUCCUGUGCCUGUUUUGGAAGUGACUCCAGAGGAAAGAGAGGAGCUGCUGUCGUUGGAAGAGAAUGCCGAAGCAGACGAGGCCUCGGAGCAGCUAACAUUGCCGGGCGGUGACGCUUCCGCGGCUACGCCGUCCAGUGGAGCAUCUCAAGAACAACAGCAGAUGCCACAGCAGCAGCAGACAACGCAGCAAGCACCUCCGCAGAGGCGUCGCAUCGUGUGGGAGGAACCCGAGCCGGCCUCGAGCUCAGCAGCAGCCACGGCAACGCCCCCACAGGGUGCCGCUCAAGCUGCAGCAACACAGCCCUCGCCGAGCCUCGCCCACAUCUCGUCGCCUCCACCGGUGCAUGCCGCAGCAACCCCCGCCUCUGUAGGCAGUGUCCCCUCGGCCAUCACGUUACCACAGCAACCUCAACAGCAGAGAAGCCCAAACGUGGUGCGCGGUCUGCGAGGCCGUCGAGUGCGGCUACGGGGUCUGGUGCCUCAACGUCGUGGAUCGGGUCCACAGGCUCGAGGAGCAGGUCUUCAGGGAAGGGGCCACCACAUACGAGGUGCCGCAGGUCUCAUGUGGAGCCCCAACUGGAGGGGAGGGGGUCCCCGAAGCCGCGGACCACACCAGUUUUGAUAUGUAAGGCCAAGUAGGUGUUGAUUCAUUACGGCAGUGGGGAUGUGCAGCAAUUGCCGACUGAGUCUUGACAUUUCCAAGCGUGACCCACUCACAGUGAGCUGAAGUAAGCUUACUGUUGUUUUUCGUCUGUAUAGUUUUUCACAUUGAGAAGUAUUUUCUCUCUCUUACUGAGGUGUGCUGAUUAGGAAAGGAUGGCGGUAAGUGUGGUUGAUGUGAAAGUGAUGUUGUGAUGGUAUUAUUUCCCAGAAGUGCCGAAUGAAAGAGCCGGUUUAGUUGGCAGUGGGUGUGCAUCCCCAAUGAUCAAACAAAAUGAAGGAUAGCAUUGUAGUCAGCUAAUAUCAUUAGCUUUUAGGAUAGACCUUGCCACUCUCUAGCAAUGAGCUAAACCUUGAAUUCUUUUUUAUUGACACCUUUUCGGGCAUUUCACGGUUUAGAGCAUCCAAGUUACGCAAAAUUAUAGCGGGUUUGUGCAUAGUAUUGCUUGAGUUGUAGAUUACUUGACGUUAUUAACUAAAAAGUCAAAUGGCUGCACACAAACUGACAAUUGGAGGAAAUUCACUGACUCCUUUGAACAACAGUGGUGUUUUUUUAAUUUGUCGUGGCUGUACGCAUAAGCAGGGAAAUUUCAACUUGGUGAUUUCUUCUUCUCACCACAUGUAGUACUGUCAUGAAGAAUGUUUUAGUAUUUUUUGCACUUUCCGAGCAUUUGUAAGCAAGUUUUGCAAAUAGAGUAAGCUCUACCAACCUCGUUUACCGUGGUAUCUAGCAGUUACAAAAGGUCGCUUAAGAUUUAGAUUCCACCAGGUUUUAUAAAACGGUCUGCUGUCCUGUUGACAUACAAAACUGGUCAUCUGUUACACCCGUAGAAAUACUAGAUUUUAUACCAGUAAUUGUAAAGGGAUUAGUGUACAUUGCUAAAUUUGCAGAGGCUAGCUUAUUUGGCUUGGGGCCUCUAGUUUUGGUUUGUUUAGGAACAAAGAGAUGAUACUGAUACAUCAGAGCAAGCUAUCGUCUUCUCUGUACAUUGUCAUUCAUUUCCUGUAAAGCACAGUCACUUGUUUUUUCAUCUACACUGUUCGAAAAUUCCGCACUGCUUUCCGAAAACAUUCUUGCACUUGACGCUUAAAACUUUCUGCUUCGUACCGCAUCGAGCUCUUUAUAUUCCCAUCAAGUCACAGCAAUACCAGAAUCUCCCAAAGGGGCUAUCUUGCAUGAGCCAGGAAAGUGUGGCGAUUGUAGCAGUGACUGACUCAUCCUAUCUACUAAUGGCACUUUUGUAAGUGGUUGGCUUUAUCGACAGAACUGCACUUCUCAGGGCAAUGACAUCGGAAAAAUUGAGGGCUGUUCGACGGGUAAAUUGAAUCAUUCAUUGCUUAGUAGUCAGUCUGUGCCUGUUUCCAUUGGUUCAGUAUGUUUUGGAUGUUGCAUGAGCUCUUAUGGAAAGAUUUCAAAAGCAUUUGUUUUAAUUUGUUUCUUUAAUCUGUGUUCAUGUUUCGUUGAAUGGCUGAAAGACUUACUAGUGCGGGUGUUUUGCUGCGUACGAUAAGGGUAAGUGUGCCUUUGGAACUAGCCAUCACAGCAGUUCGCUCUAACAGUCAGCCAAUAUGACCUCAAGUUCUCAGAAUAUGUUCCUUUUGGUUCUUAUUUUAAGUGUACAGCGUGAAAGACGAGUUGCCUGUUGACCAGGUUAGCGCUGGUUUGCACACAAACAAUUAUAUGGCGCAGGUACGAGAGCCAAUUGAUGUAAUUUGAAGUAUCGAGAAGUGCUCCUUGUAAUGUUUAGAGGUCAGUUUAUGUACUUUGCAGUCAACGGUGUAUUGGUUUUAAAAUGUGACAGCAUAGUGUUCUGAUCUAUUCCAAACGGUUGUGGGGCUGAUAGUGGGUCCAGUGUCUAAGAAAAAAAUGAAAACAUUAAAAUGUUUUUCUCACCUUA